Messenger RNA from Penicillium riverlandense, 1749 nucleotides. Its product is annotated as WD40 repeat domain-containing protein. The coding region runs from base 1 to 1749 and encodes 582 amino acids. Gene Ontology annotation, biological process: mRNA splicing, via spliceosome. Gene Ontology annotation, molecular function: protein binding; mRNA binding. The record is from RefSeq and is a predicted model, not a curated record. The transcript has 2 exons. NCBI's taxonomy places the organism in Eukaryota, Fungi, Ascomycota, Eurotiomycetes, Eurotiales, Aspergillaceae. Gene Ontology annotation, cellular component: catalytic step 2 spliceosome.
AUGUCAUCAUUACUAGGCGCUGGAUAUGACUCCAGCGACGAUGACAAUACCACAGCCACCUACACACCGGCGACGACCGCCACCAAGGUCGUCGCUGCGCCAGAAGUGAAUACAGAGGAUCACGCGCACAUGCAAAUGACGCUCGCCAACACCUCCUCGCAAGCCCUCACCUACAACGCCACGUACGAUGACCUAAUGCGACCAUCGCAAGGGCCCGUCAAUCCCUUCAAACCAGCCGGCGCCGGCAACGGCGUCAAGCGCAAGAACGUCCCCACCGGCUUUGCGGAGGAGGCGGCUAUCAGCGAGUCGACGUUCUCGGCGCAACAUCGCACGUUCCAGAGUCUCGGGUACACGCGCAACCCUACCGCACCGGACCAGUUUGUCGGCGAUAUUCAGAGUGCGGCGCAGUUUGGCGGGCGCGACGUGGUGCAGAUGAAGCCGACCAAGGAGGCCUCGGCGAAGUGGCGUGCGAAGCGGCAAAGGAAAGGCGACUCCGGCGUUGUUGAGGGUGAGGGUGCUUAUCUGGGCCCGUGGGCGAAGUAUACGAAUCAGGAGCAAUAUGAUGAGGUGGAAGUUGGGAACGGAGAGGAGCACGAGCUUGCCAGCGAUGAGGAGUGGGUUGAGGAAGAUGAGACUCUGGCUUCCGGUGCACCGAUGCCUGCUAUGAGCAAGGCCGCGACUGAGUACGAGGGCGAUCUAACCAACGUGGAAAGAACCGAGUUCCAUGGCACAGAGCAGUUCGACUACCAGGGCCGGACGUACAUGCAUGUGCCUCAGGACCUCGAUGUCGAUCUGGACAAGGAAGUCGGCAGCAUCAAGAACUACGUGCCGAAGAAACUGGUGCACACUUGGAAGUCUCACACGAAGCCCAUUACUUCUCUACGGUUCUUCCCCAAAUCAGGCCAUUUGCUCCUUUCCUCGGCGGCAGACGGCAAAGCCAAGAUCUGGGAUGUGUACCAUCAGCGAGAGCUGCUGCGCACGUUCUCUGGCCAUAACAAGGCCAUCACGGACACAGACUUUCAUCCAACAGGGAAAACAUUCCUCACGGCCUCAUACGACCGACAGAUCAAACUCUGGGACACCGAGUACGGGAAGUGUUUGGGCCGAUUCUCGACCGGCAAGACACCGCACGUCAUCCGGUUCAACCCCGGCCCGGAACACUCGCACGAGUUCCUGGCCGGUAUGUCCGACAAGAAGAUCGUGCAGUUCGACACGCGAUCCGGCGAGCUGGUCCAAGAAUACGACCACCAUCUGGCCGCGAUCAACACCCUCACCUUCGUCGACGACAACCGACGCUUCAUCUCCACAUCGGACGACAAGUCCCUCCGCGCAUGGGAAUACGGCAUCCCUGUACCAAUCAAGUUCAUCGCCGAGCCAUACAUGUUCGCUCUCACGCGCGCAGCAGCGCAUCCGAACGGCAAAUACGUCGCCUUCCAGUCCGGCGACAACCAGAUCGUUGUGUACGGCGCGACAGACAAGUUCCGCCAGAACCGCAAGAAGAGUUUCCGGGGCCACAACAAUGCCGGCUACGCGAUUGAUCUUAAAAUCUCGCCGGAUGGCCAGUUCCUUGUUUCGGGUGAUGGCGGUGGGUUUGUCUGUUUCUGGGAUUGGAAGACGGGGAAGAUGUAUCAUAAGAUGAUGGCUGGCGGGAAGGAGGGUGGUGCUGUUACUUGUUUGGAUUGGCAUCCGCAAGAGACGUCCAAGGUUGUCACUGGUGGACUGGACUCGACUAUCAAGUACUGGGAUUAG